AUGGUUAAAAGAGUGAUUUGCAGACUUGAUGGGUAUGAUGGGAGCUUUCCCAAGCCUCAAAAAUUGAAUUUUAUUUAUCAAAUAGAACUAGGGACAACUGUGAGCUUCCAAAUAGAAGCAGGAUCAGCCAUAAACACAGAAAACACCGCUCUUGUGCUUGACAUAAGCCAAGGCUUAGACCCAGAAAUGCAAAGAUUUCAAGGCUCUCUCAGUCCUCUAGGCCAUUGAAUUUGCGAGGUCACAUUCUCUACUCCAGGAAACUAUAAUAUUUUUAUUGAAUACACCCACACAAAUUCUGAAGAUCAAAUAAAAGGAUCAGUAAAUAAUCUUAUAGUCAGCCCAGAGCUAAGAAUCGGAGGGAAAUUGCUUCCUUUUAAUGGAAUCUGCAUGCAGACUGUUUUAUGCCUCUCUCUUGGCCCUGUAAGCAGAUGGGUUGAAGUAUUUCAGCACCAAAGAGGAAUUGGAUACAAUUUAUUUCACCUUACCCCAAUUCAAGAAUUAGGCCAAUCGCAAAACUUAUAUAGCAUUAAUGACCCUAAUAAGCUAAAUCCCGAGCUAUUUCCAGGACCUGAAAGCGUAAAAAAUAAAUAGGAAGAAUCAAAAAUUUAUGCAUUGCAGAAUAUUUUAGCACAGCUAGAGGGAGAAGGUAUUGGGUGCAUUCAAGAUAUAGUUCUUAGCCAUGUGGCAGAAGGCAGUGAUUUUUUAGAAGAAUACCCAAAUGCUACUUAUAAUUUAAUAAACUCUCCCUACUUAGCUGCUGCUUAUGAGCUUGAUAAAGCGUUAAAAGAAUUUUCUAUAUCAUUGUGGAAACGAAGGGUGAAAAGCUAUGGAAAUAAAAAUAGAAUUGAAAAUGAUAGGGACUUAAGUAACAUCAUGAGAAUUCUGAAGACAGAGCUGCUUCCUUCGCUGAGGCUUCAAGAGUUUUUCCAGAUAAGUGUUGAAAAAGCUUACCAAGACUUUUCGAUUUGUGAAACAGCUGAAAUUUUGGAUGCGGGCUUAGCUGAAGAGUUACAGUCAAAAGGGGCAGAUUAUUUUCUAAGAAAAUAUGCUGUCACUGGAGAAGGUGAAGGAAGGUUUUCUGCUAAAAUCAACGGCCAGGUUAUAUGAAAAGUACUUAACAGCCUCAAAACGACUCGAAAUUUAGCCUUUCCCGAAGCAAGAAAAUUGAUAAAUGGGGCAAACAUAUAUUUAUUAGGGAGAUAUGAAAGGCACCUCGCAGAAAUCAUAAGUAAUCUUGAAAGUGAAAUAAGGUACCAGAAAAUUGAAAAAAAUAACGUAGAAAUCACGUCUGAAAACCCAUUAGUUAAGCCUUAUUUCUGUCAUCUCAGAAAUGGGAAUUAUGUAUUGUUUGAUGGAUUUAUUAUAGGUAAUAAUGAAAUAUUAAAAGAUUAUGCUGGCAUAGAAGGAUGGCACUACUUUAGAAGAAACGUUGUAAUAUGAACUGACUGUGUUAAAUUGAGAUAUGGAAGGAAUAGAAACGAUUGUCCUGAACUCUGGGAAAGAAUGGAAAAAUAUGUCACAAGUGUCGCUAAAAUUUUCAAAGGAAUUUACCUUGACAAUGUCCAUUCAACGCCUCUGCACGUGUCUGAAUAUUUUAUUGCAAAGGCUCGGAUGGCAAAUCCUAACCUUUUUGUAAUAGCAGAGCUUCAUUCGAGUGACCAGAAUAAAGAGGCUUUAUUUGCCAAACGAAUAGGCAUUAAUUGCAUUGUCCGUGAAGCUAUGGUGGCAAAUAGCACCAAAAGCCUUGGAAAAAUGAUUUAUGAAUACGGAAAUGGCGAAAUCUCAGCCUUAGGGAGUCUUGAAAAGUCUGAUUUAAACAGCAGCAGCUUACUUGGAAUAAAUCCUGAGCCAGGAGACAUUAAGCUAUCUGCAACGCCAAUUCCUAUAAUAUUCUACGAUUGCUCCCACAAAAUUGAAGCUCCAGCACAAACGCGGACUGCUCAAGACGCAUUACCAAACGCUGCACUUGUAGCCAUGUGCAACUGCGCAAUUUCUUCUACACGCGGAUAUGACGAACUCGUCCCCUGUCAGCUUUCAACAAAUUUCGAAAGAAGGCUCUAUAAACUUCCUACAAGCACAGAGCGUAAAGUGACUGAAAUUAAAGUUUUUGAUGAAGAUUUUCCUGAGCUCGUAAAAGUCUGAGUAGAAUACCAUGCAGAAGAGCCUGCCAGAGAAGUCUAUAUAAAAGGCGAAUGAGACAGCUGGGCUGAGCAUACAUAUUUAGAAAGGGUCGGAGAUAAUCGAUGAGGAAUAAUUUUGCUGUUUCCUAAGUCUUAUACAGGAAGAGAGUUUAAUUAUAAAUAUGUGGCGGAUGGAGUAUGAAAAUAUGACCCUAAAUAUAGGUAUACAGGCACUGGAGAGUUUAUUAAUAACCUUUUAUCAGUAAAUUCUAGAGCAAAAGGUCCUGGAAACUCAGAAAAUUUGUACCCCGCAAAAAAGUACCUUAAUUUCUUGCACACACAUUUAGUAGAAGCUGGGUAUAGCGAAAUUUUUGUGAAUAGCUGUGCAGAAGACGUAAUUAUUGUCGUCAGACAAAACCCUACAAAUCUGGACAGCUAUGUAUUGGUUGCAAGAACUGCUCAUUAUCUAUCUCUUGACCCUGUAGCUGUUAGCGGUGUCAAAUUGCCUGGAAUUUUACAUAGGACUGACUUUAUAGCCACUUUAACAGUCAAAAAAGCACCUUUUGAAGAGCAUCCUGAGCUUAUAAACGGGCUGAUAGGGAAUUUAGAAUUUACCACAAAUUUGGCUCAGUAUUGCAAUGUUUAUAGAGACAAUAACUUAAAUAUCGAUGUCUUGAAUUUUUUUAGAAUCCCACCAGCCUUUAUAGCUGUUUUUAAAACAAAAUUUAAUGCAGGAAGUUUAGAGUCUAUUGAGCAGGGAUAUGAUUGUAUGUCAAGCUUUUAUUCUUGUAGGGAGAUGCUUGAAGGAUUAAACUUGCAGCAGAUAAAUCAUGUACUUUGGAGAUGCAGCCAGGAAGAGCUAGAAAUGUCCGGCAAAAAAAGAGACCUGUAUGCAGUUCCUGGGUAUAAGGAUUUUAACUAUGCAGGGCUUGGAGGGCUUGCUGCUGAAUUUUUGAAAAUUAUAGAGGAAAAUAAGCUUGGACAUGAAAUUUGUAAUAAUUUAAAGCAAGGUGAUUGGCUUAUUGACUAUUCUGUAGCAAGAUUGCAGGCUUAUGAACUUCCUGAAAGAUUUAAACAAUUUAUAUGCGACCAUUUCAAUAGAAUCAAGAAUUUGCCACGAGAAAUCGUACCUAAACAUUUUUCCAAAAGUGUUCUACUAUUAUUUAGAAACAUAAAGUUGUAUAUUCUGAGAGAAUUAUUUAAAGAAAGCAAGCUAUUUCAUAUUUCUGAUGACAGCUUAGCUGAUAUCUUAGGAUUUGCCGUGUUACAGUUCUGAGGAAAUGUCCCAAGAUCAAUUUCUUCAGAGUCCAUUUGUGCAGGCUUGCCUUAUAACUCAAUAGGUGCUAUGAGAUGCUCUGGUCGUAUCGCAUUUAUAAUUUUUUUAAUGAUGAUUAUUCCCUACCUCAUCUUAACAUUAUGAGAAUUUCUACACAAAAUAGCACAAUUAUUUUCUAUUUCACAAGAAUUAUAAUGUAAAUUGUAUAUUUCAUUAACUCCCCCCCCCCCCCUCCGUGAGCGAACAAAAAAAUUUUGUUCGCUCACGGAGGGGGGUUAAUUUUUUUUUUUAAAAAAUUUAUAUAUAUAAAUUUUAUAAAAAAUAUUUUUUUCGAAAUUUAAAAAAAAUCCUAAUUUGCAAAAAUUGGGAAGCAAAUAUUAAAUUUAAUUUGCAAAAUUUAUGUUUUAAAACGCAAUUUGUUUAAAAUUAAACAGAAUUAGCUCUAGAUUUCAUUAAGAGGACUGCUAUUAUGCACAGGUAUGUGGCAAGAAGCUAGAGAAAUCAUAUUAACUUAUGCCUCCCUAAUGCAGAAUGGCUUAAUCCCAAAUAUCAUAGACCCUAAUAAUAACCACCGCUAUAACGCUCGUGACACUACAUGAUUUUUCUUGCAGGCUCUGCAAGACUAUAUUAAAAUGUCCCCUGAAGGCUGCGAAAUUCUCCACGAAAAUAUCAAACUCCGAUUUAAAAAUGGGGAAAUCGAUUUUUCUAAUUCCCCACCAAUACAGCUAGCUCAGCUUGUCCAAUUAAUUUUUCAGUCACAUGCAGCUGGGAUAGAAUUCAAGGAAAAAAACGCAGGGGCCAGAAUAGACCCAAAUAUGAAAAUUGAAGGUUUCAAUAUAAAAAUCCGCCUUGACCCUCACACAGGCUUUAUUUUAGGAGGAAAUAAAUGAAACCGCGGCACUUGGAUGGAUAAAAUAGGGAGCUCCUCUAAGGCUGGGAACAAAGGAACUCCUGCAACCCCUCGAGAUGGCGCCGCAAUAGAAAUUAUUGGUCUCCUCUAUUCCAGCUUAGACUUUUUCUCAAAAUUGCAUAUGGAAGGGAAAUUUCCAUUUGAAGGGGUUAUAUUGCCAGAUCGUACAAAUUUGAGUUAUAUAGAAUGGAAAGCAAAAAUUGAGCGGUAUUUUGAAACCCAUUUUUAUAUUCCAGAAGAUGGCAGCUCUCCUAUUGCAGUUAGGAAGUAUAUUGGGAUUCCUGGAAUUUAUAAAGACACGUUUAGAAGCUCGAUAGAUUAUGCUGAUUAUCAAUUGCGGCCUAAUCAAUGCAUAGCUAUGGUGGUUGCUAGUAAGCUAUUUACCCCUGAGUGUGCAGUUAUUGCAUUAAACCAGGUUUCUAAAUAUUUGAUGCCAAAUGCUGGGCAGCUUGGGAUUAGGACACUAAAUGAAGAAGAUAAGCAUUAUAAGCCAUUCUAUGACAGCUCUAAUGACUCAAAUGAUGGGUCAAUUGCGCAAGGGUUUAGCUGCCACAAUGGCCCAGAAUGGGUAUGGCCUGCUGGCUACUUCUUAAGAGCACUGCUCCUUCACAAUGCUUCAAGCCCGAGCUUUGUCAUGAAAUGCCUCAGCGAGCACAGGAAAUUCAUAGAAAAUUCUUCAUGAAUGUCCAUGUGUGAGCUAACUGAUCGUGAUGGAAAAGAAAACAAAUUUUCAAAUAUGGCUUAUGCAUUGAGUGUGGCAACUCUAAUAGAAGUCCUUUAUGAUUUAUGCUAA
This is a messenger RNA of Blepharisma stoltei, 5099 nucleotides long. The record is from the annotation of a GenBank genome assembly. Lineage: Eukaryota; Ciliophora; Heterotrichea; Heterotrichida; Blepharismidae.